AUGGAAGCUAGAUUUGUCCCGCUGGAAGGGGUCAAUCUCGACGACAGCCGAAACAAGGCGAUGUUAAUCGUGACUUCGGUCUUCUUCGCUAUUUCGCUAUUGAGCGUAAUCCUAAGAUGCUUUGUCCGUACACACGUUGUUCGCGCUUGGGGCUGGGAUGAUGGAACAAUGGUCAUAGCCAUGGCCCUCAAUACGGCCUUUGCAAUCUGCGGCAUCGUUGGUUGCAAAUACGGACUUGGGAGGAAAACGGUAUACUUUGCCCAAUACCCGGAUCACUUCCACCGCGCAAUGCUGUGCUGGUGGGUGGGACAACUCUUCUACGUGUUAACAUGCGUGGUAGCCAAGCUCUCCAUUAUCAUUGCCCUCCUCCGAAUCACCAUCUCUCGCGUCCACGCCUAUAUCCUUUACGGCGCAAUGAUUCUCGCCACCGCCGUUGGCCUCAUCUUCUUUUUCUUCACCAUGUUCCAAUGCUCCCCCGUCGACUAUUUCUGGAAACGGGCACAGCCGAAUACUCAUGGCGCGUGCAUCAAUAGAACUCUCCUCAUUGGUAUCGCGUACUUGUAUAGCAUCGGCGCCGCUAUAACCGACCUGACAAUUGGAUUGAUUCCCGUGGCGUUAAUAUGGAACCUGCGCAUGAACCGCCGAACUAAGGGUGCCAUUGCCGUUAUCUUGGGCAUCGGUUCCAUCGCGAGUGCCGCCGUUAUUAUUCGGAUUCCCUAUAUCCCCACCUACAAAGAUCCAGAUUUCCUAUAUGCCACUUCCCAACUCUCUAUAUGGUCCAACAUCGAAGCAGGAAUCGGCAUCACGGCGGGCUGUUUAACAACCCUCCGUCCCAUAAUUCGCAUCUUCCGUGACAGCUCCUCUGAUGUCACGCCACAGUCCUUUCCUCUAUCCAACAAUGUCGCUGGCGCCUUCCACCGCUCCAUGCGGUCGAACCAGAUAUCCCGUGACGAUGCACACCAGCUCUGGACUGGCACAGGGAGUGAUGAGUACCACGGUGUUACGACUACUAUCUCCACCGCUCAGAAACAACUUAAUUCGAGCGAGGACGAUUUGACUGCAUAUAGUAACGACCCCGAUGCUCCCAGGUGGAGGGUUGAGAGGUCUGUUCGCGUGUCCGUGCGCAAUUCAUGA
Molecule: messenger RNA, 1134 nt
Organism: Penicillium digitatum Pd1
Lineage: Eukaryota; Fungi; Ascomycota; Eurotiomycetes; Eurotiales; Aspergillaceae
Product: putative integral membrane protein
Source: RefSeq, a predicted model, not a curated record